This is a messenger RNA of Oppiella nova, 528 nucleotides long. Lineage: Eukaryota; Metazoa; Arthropoda; Arachnida; Sarcoptiformes; Oppiidae. The record is from the annotation of a GenBank genome assembly.
AGCUGGCCAAUGCCCCCGGCUAUGGUGAACGCUGCCUACGAGCCCACACAGAACUCCAUCACAAUUCCGGCCGGAAUUUUAAAGACACCAUUUUUUGACAGUCAAAGACCUGCUGUAUUAAACUAUGGCGCUAUUGGAUUGGUUGUCGGACACGAAAUGACUCACGGAUUUGAUGACGAGGGAAGUCAAUUCGACUUAAAGGGAAAUCUCAAGAAUUGGUGGACAAAAGAAAUUCACGAAAAGUUUGAUGAAAAGGCCAAUUGUUUUAUAACUGAAUACUCGGGUGAAUACGUGCCUGAAGUGAAAAUGCAUUUGAACGGCAAGAAUACCGUCGGAGAGAAUAUCGCAGACAAUGGAGGGAUGAGAGAGUCUUACCGCGCGUUUCAGGCAUACGUCCAAAAACAUGGUGAACCCAAACGUCUUCCACACGUUUGGUGUAGUCUUUGGAGACCCGAGGCAUUGAAGACCCAAAUUGAGUACAACCCUCACAGUCCCGGCAAAUACAGAGUCAAUGUUCCCGUCUCUAAC